Messenger RNA from Tupaia belangeri chinensis (Chinese tree shrew), 3617 nucleotides. It is a transcript of the gene TMEM47, whose product is annotated as transmembrane protein 47. Bases 1 to 543 code for a protein of 180 amino acids. Lineage: Eukaryota; Metazoa; Chordata; Mammalia; Scandentia; Tupaiidae. The record is from RefSeq and is a predicted model, not a curated record. Gene Ontology annotation, cellular component: cell-cell junction. Gene Ontology annotation, biological process: cell-cell adhesion. The transcript is spliced from 4 exons.
AUGAAUAAAGCCUUUAGCCAACAGGCCGAGGGCAGAGCAGCGGAGGUACAGAUAAGGUUUACUUCACAUUUCGCAGCUCUCCUUCUCACUUUAGCGCCUGCGUUUUCGGAGCAAACGCCCUUCAAAGGCAGCGCAAAAGCAGGCGAGCGCAGAGAACAGACGCGUCCCUCCCGGACGCCCGCCAGCUUGGACAAAUGGCACUGCGAGUCCACGCUCAGCAGCGAUUGGCAGAUUGCUACUUUGGCUUUACUCUUGGGCGGUGCGGCCAUCAUUCUCAUUGCGUUCCUGGUGGGUCUGAUUUCUAUCUGCGUGGGAUCUCGGAGGCGCUUCUACAGACCUGUUGCCGUCAUGCUUUUUGCAGCAGUUGUUUUACAGGUCUGCAGCCUGGUCCUUUACCCAAUCAAGUUCAUUGAAACUGUGAGCUUGAAAAUUUACCAUGAGUUCAAUUGGGGUUAUGGUCUGGCCUGGGGUGCAACUAUAUUUUCGUUUGGGGGUGCCAUCCUUUAUUGCCUGAACCCUAAGAACUAUGAAGACUACUACUAGAACCAAUAGUCUCAAAUUAAAAACAACAACAACAACAAAAACAACCAUCCAACAACAGGAUUACGUCUGCAUCUUUUCUAAUUCACUGUUUUCUAAAACACUUGUGGAGCAUCAAGCAGUUUGCUCAGUUGAUUUAAUAUCUUUUGCCUUUUGGCUGUCAACAUCAUAACCAGCUUUUACAUCCAUUUUAGGGACCUGCACAAAUUAAGAGAGCUGAUUAGACAUAGGCAAAUGCUGCAAACUUUCAAUAUGUUCAUGUCAUUUUUCUUGACAAGUGAAGGGUCUAUAUGACAGCAACCAUUGUGAGAAACUAGUUGGAAUGAGGAUUGCCUGAAUCUCCUAUUGCCUGCAGGGGAACAGCUGGCAUAAGCAACAUUUAGAAGUUCCUUUGCACUGACAAGGAUUCCACUGUUAGAGCCCUUAUUGCCUGCUUAUCCCAACCAAUGACUACAUUGGCUGUUGGUUAUUUGCUUGAGUGAGCUCUUGAAAAGUGAACUGCCCUUCAGCAUCUAAUGGGAAUUGUGAAUGUAACUGGUUAAUGGUACACAUUCCACUUUAAAGAAUACUCUCCUUAAUGGGAGGUUAUGCUUUGGCAAUCAGCAUCUCCCUGGGAAGGGAGUCAAGACUUGGUAACUUGCUUUUUCUGACGUGGUUAGACAUUGUGCCUCAGCCCUAUCUAAAAUGGGGGAAAAUCGAAGGUCUCUCCUUUCCCUUGGGCAACCAGAAAGAAAUAUGCAUGAGUUGCUUUUGUACCCUUUAAAUCAUUUACCAAACAUUGCAGCAAAAAUUGUGCAUAUGUAACAAGCUUAAAUAUUUUUAUAGAAGGUGAAUCAUCAGUAUAAAUGGUAAUAAGUUGCUCCCUAACCCUCCACAUACGUUUGCCUAUUACACAUAAAAUUAAUAUUUGCUCUAGUGAAGUGGUUUGAACACUUAACCUUGUACACGUUGUUAAGAGGCUUAGAUUGGUAUUCACACUUAUUUACCGUACAAAAGUACAUAUAUCCUAAAGCUUUUGCUCUAUGUUCUCUACUGUUUCACUGGAAAGUGUUAAAUAGAAUCACCUAAGAAGAAAAAUUGAAAUGGUGUUAAUCUGAAAAUUAAUGAUUCUUUUGUAAGCACUGUAGUUCAAAAGAGAGUAGCAUUUAGCAUAAUUGUUUUGUGUAAAAUUCAUUAAAAUAGAAGGCUGCUAUUUUUUGCAAGUAUUUUGAAUGUCUUCAUUUUAAAAAAAAGGACUAGCGAUAGAUUUAUAUAAAUGUCUAAAUGUUUCAGUAAAGGAGUAGAAUUCAUCUCGUUAUCACCUGGUCCUCUGAAGUUAACUGAUGGUCUAACUGACUUGUGGGCACAAUUAUGAUAGAUUUAUGUUGAGGAAAUCAUUUACUGACUGUUCAAAAGAAAGAAAUACCAAUAAUAGGGAAUAAGUUUGCAAUUAAUCACACAUUGCAAACUUGUGUUAAUUCUGUUUAAUAUACAAAUUUGGAGAGUUUAAUUAUAAACAUAUUUUUAUAUCAAAUAUACAGUACAAAUAUAAAAGUUAUAAAUAAUUAUUUUUGUUAAGAAUGACACUAAAAUAGUAUGUUCUGGUUUGGGCCCUCUUGCAGAAAGAAGCCUUGGGAAAAAAUCAUUUAAAACAUACCUAUGUGCUAUUGCAUUACAAAAUCCAUUAAGAGCAGGACCACAUCAAUGGUAUUUAAUAAUUUGCUUUACCUCUCAAAGCAGAAGUUCUGCUUUCAGCUUGUCUUAAAAAUAAUUGCCAAAAACAUCAGCCAAAAAAUGGGAAAGAAAGAAAAACUAUUUUAUUAUUCCAAUGCUAAGGGGAAAAAAAUCCACUCAUCUUAUGAAUUUUCUAUAGAAUCACAAAGUAAAUAUGAAGCACCAGGCUUAUUUUGAUCUUAGCAAUGAUAGACAAAUAUGAUUAAAUGCGUCCUAGAGAGAAACCUUUAUUCAAGUAUAUGAUUCUGUAAAGGAUCAUAAGAAACUCUGAGUCCAAAUUUUCCAAAAAGACAUUAAUAUAACAUUAUAGAAUCUUUUGAAGCAAUUUUCUUGAGAAAUAGUAAAAUCUGGGACAGCCUGGCUUACAGUUAAUUGCAUAUUGUCAGAGCAGCAUGAGAAAUACGAUAUUUGGAUAGUGAUUUUGGCUACUAAACACCAUCUAUUGUGAGACGAUCUCUGUUUCUGAAUAAUGAAAGAGCAGUAUUUUGGUGCUGACAUCAAUAAGGCACUUUUCUCAGUCCUAGUAGAGGAUGCAGUGUGCUGUUAGACCGAUAUUACAUCUCGAGUCCUAUCAAGUGUUCAUUCUCUGUCAAUGUGACAAGCUGGAAAAUGACAGAAUAUGUUAUAGGUGGAGGCACACAUAUUUGCAGUUUACUGAAAAGUAGAUUCCUCAUAUAACUCAUUUUCUUUCCCAGUGAAGAGCUCUAUGCUAUAUUUCUACUAUCACCAAUAUUUGGAAGCGUUUCAUUAAUAACAAGCUCAGUACAACCUGAAAAUUGUUGUUCAUGCAAAAUACUAUUUUGUUUAUCAGGACACGAGUGAAAUUUUCACCCACAUAAUCUUAUGGCUUUGCAGCUUUAGGUUUGUUUGAUGUUUUCUUAAGCAAAAUUGUUAACCACAGACCUAUUGUUUAUCUUAGAGAGAUAGAGAGAGAGAGAGACACACACACAGCAUACAGUACUCAGCAGGGCUAGUUAUUUGGAUUUCUUGCACAACUAUUAGCUUUUUAUAAGUUCAACGUGUAAAUUUUAAAGACAUAAAUAUAGAGAGACCUAUGUGUUUGAAAUAUAAAUGAUAUAUAUGGAUUAGCAUGUACCUGUAUAUUAUUAAACAUGCAAUGAACUGACUGGUAAGUGACGUCUAAUUGUAUGGCUAGCACUGUAAUUUAUUCAGACUGUAUUUUUGUACAGAGCAGCGUACACUAACCUAUGCCUCUGUGUCCUCUUUAAUGCCUAAAACUGUGCCUAGAAAUUUCAUCUGUCUUAAAAAAAUAAAUAUACUUCAUGCUGUUUAUGCUAUUAGUUUCUCUACUGCUAUUCUGUAUUUAUUAUUUCUAAAUACAUGACAUGUUUACUAUUUAAAUA